AUGCGUGAGACGGAGGCCGCUGAAAAGGCCAGAGUUGUGGAACGAAGAAGGAAUAUGAACUUGAAUAAGGAGGUUCUCGAGCUGAACGAGGAUCUUCAUAACGUUAGGCGUCUAUUUCUGUACAAUGAAGAGCUUAUACGCCAACCUCAAACACUACUGGAGGAGGCGCUCUUUGCGGAAAAGCUUGUAUUAUCUUGUUUGAUUAGAGGGGAAGUGCGAGAGACUUGGUUGAAGACAAUGGAAUGA
This is a messenger RNA of Cylicocyclus nassatus, 246 nucleotides long. The record is from the annotation of a GenBank genome assembly. Lineage: Eukaryota; Metazoa; Nematoda; Chromadorea; Rhabditida; Strongylidae.